AUGUAUUCACUGAUCAGUAGUAUUGAGUUUAAUGAGGUGCGGGAAACAAUAAAAGCAAAACAGAAGAAAUUAAAGAAAGAUGGUAAGGGCAACCUACCGCGAACAGCUGAGGCGGCUACAGAUGAGGAAAUCAAAAUUCUGUGGGAAUCGGGACAGUUUGGGUCCCACAGUCCUGAAGCCAUAAUAAAUACUAUGUGGUUUUAUAACACAGUACAUUUUGGUCUGAGGGGUAAUACCGAGCACCGUAACAUGGGAGAUGUGAGCCUAUGUACUGAUAGUAGCGGUCGUGAAUAUCUUGAGUUCUCUGAACGGCAAACUAAAACUCGGACUGGAGAAAAUCCAAGGGAUACCAGAAAAGUGAAGCCAAAGAUGUGGGACGUCCCUGUGAAUCCCAGAAGAUGUCCAGUUGCUAUUUUCAAAAAAUACCUCAGUGUACGGCCAGUUUGUUACUCAAAUAGUGACGACCCAUACUACAUCGCCACGCAUUCUCGUGGACUGCCCAGACCGGGUGAGCAGUGGUUCCCUCACCAGCCUAUCGGGAUUAAUAAAAUAGGUUCCCUGAUGAAAAAUAUGGCAACUGCAGCAAAUUUACCCCCAAACAAACGCCUCACAAAUCAUAGUGCCAGAAAGCAUCUCAUCCAGAAAUUAAGUGACCAAAAUAUACCACCGACACAAAUAAUGCAGAUCUCCGGUCAUCGUAACAUUCAGUCCGUCAAUGCCUACAGCACUAUAUCAGAAAACCAACACAGAGAAACAUCUGGCAUUUUAAAUAAUCAAAGUAGCCACCCCUAA
Molecule: messenger RNA, 792 nt
Organism: Saccoglossus kowalevskii
Lineage: Eukaryota; Metazoa; Hemichordata; Enteropneusta; Harrimaniidae
Product: zinc finger MYM-type protein 4-like
Source: RefSeq, a predicted model, not a curated record